Molecule: messenger RNA, 2308 nt
Organism: Chironomus riparius
Lineage: Eukaryota; Metazoa; Arthropoda; Insecta; Diptera; Chironomidae
Source: the annotation of a GenBank genome assembly
UUAUAAAGUUAUGGAUGUUUCAUUAAAUCAAACCGAUGACACAUGCAGAUGUUGCCUAAAAAAUGGACAUUUAAUCUCAUUAUUUGAUGAAACAAUUUUUGAGGAAGUUGAGAUUUAUAAAGCAGUUACCCAAAUAGUACCAAUUACAAUCAACAGGAAUGAUGGAUAUUCUCAAAAUAUAUGCAAUGAUUGUAAGAAGCAAGUGGAAGAAUUUUACAAUUUUCGUCAAAUGUGUAUCAGCUCAGAUGAGUUCCUUAAAUCAAACCGUCGUCCAAUUAGUCGUAAUAAUGAGCAUGAUUACUCAACGUUAAUUGAUGAGUAUGACAUGGAUUUGUCAGAAUAUUUAAUUGAGGGAUCUACACUCAAGGAUGAGACAACAGCUGAAGAAUUGAUUUUAGAAACAGAAGUGAUAGAAAAUAGCACCGUACCCGUCUUAGAUGAAACUCAAUUGAAUUUUAAUGGACCAUUAAGCAAAAAUUUGAAAAGAAAGAGUUAUGCUUGUCCAAUAUGUCAUAAAUUAUGGAUAACUCCAUCCAAACUUAAACGUCACAUGAGCAGUCACAAAAACAUUGAAAAGUCAGCUGCUGCUUCUUCAUCUCAACACUAUCACUGUACAAUUUGCAAUUCCGUCCAAGAUUCAACAAUUAAACUAGCUCAGCAUAUGACAACUCAUUCAAACCCAGCAGAAAGCACAGGAUCUGUUGACAAAUGCACCUGUAGAGUUUGUGGAUUAGAGUUCAUGUCAAUGCCUAAACUACAGAAUCACAUGAAAGCUCAGCACCUGCGAAAUAUUUCAAUAAUCUCUACUGAUAGCAUAUCCAAUGAAGUGCCUGAUAAAAUGAAAACAUCCUUGGAGACUAGAAGAAGUGACAUUGGAGACGUCAACACAACAUGCUUUGAAUGUAACAAACGAUUCGCAACUCCUUCAAAACUUCGUCGUCAUACGAAAAUCCACACAAGAUCUGACAAAAAGCCCCCGCCUAGACCAGCAAGACCGAGAAGAUAUGAAUGUCUUGUUUGCGGAAAAAAGUUUGAAUCACCAUCGAAGCUCAUGCGUCACAUGUCAGUUCAUCGUGAUAUGGCGAAAAGUACUACACCAUCAUCUGAAACAGCCUUAGAAAUCUCAACGGUUGAUUUUUCGUGUUUCGAUUUUCCAUCAGAAAUUUGGGGAAUUUUACCUCCAGUGGAUAUCAUAAUUAAGGUGUCAAUAGUGGCUCCUUUAGCUAUAUUUGGAAUAAUUGGGAAUAUCCUUCUGAUUUGCACAAUCCUUGGGGAUCGGUCAUUAAAAUCUCCAACUAAUUAUUUAAUAGCCAAUAUGUCAAUAUCAGAUUUAUGUACCUUAUUGUUCUCACCAGCUUUAGUUCUGUUGCAUGAAAUAUUCCAAAACUAUAAAUUAGGGAUUGUUGGAUGUAAAGUUGAAGCUACAAUUGAAGUUUCAUUUUUAAUCACUUCCGUCAUCACCUUAUGUUUUGUCAGCUAUGAACGUCUAACAGCAAUCGCCUUUCCAAUGCAAGCCAGACUGACACUUCAUGACACAAAAGUUGUGAUUGUUGCUUCCUGGAUUUGUGGAUUAAUUCUUUCAUCUCCAUUAGCAAUUUUUAAAAAUUACACAGAACGGCAAUGGAGAAACUUCCUGGAAGCAUUUUGUUCUGAAAAUGUAAAUGUACUGCCACUUUACUGGCAUGUGAUUAUUGUUGCAUUAGUUUGGAUACCUUUGGUGGUUCUUAUUUUCUGCUACACAACAAUAUUCAUUAAGCUUGAUCAGUACGAAAGAGUUCGCAAAAGACGUGAUCAUCCGCUGACUAUAAGCUACAAAAGGAAGUUUGCUAAGACAUUAUUUAUUGUUGUGGUAACGUUCUUUGUGCUGCGUAUUCCAUUCACAACAUUUGUAUUCAUGCGCUCAUAUAGACUACAAAGUUCUGAAAUCAAUUCUGUGGAUGGAAUUCAAAGAAUUCAUUGGUACAUCUCACGUUACUUAAUCUUUCUUAACUGUGCAUUAACACCUUGCGUCUAUGGACUAACGAAUGAAAAUUUCCGACGAGCAUUCCGUCGCUCAAAGUGUCACAAAUAUUUCUGCAUGUGUGCACCUGGAAGUAUAUCCAAAACAGUUGCAGUUUAUUCAAUCAAUCAUCAAGAUCCACAAUCGCACAUGCAGGAACCAAGAUCAAGAAAUCCUGCUGCAAAUAAUAAAAUGUUCAGUCAAAGUUGGUUCAAAAGUGGAAAGCUGUCGAGGUUUACAACAUCUAAAAACCAAAAUGCAGCAACAAGAACACAAGAUAAAUUUCAAACAACGGAUGUAUACAUGUGA